AUGUCUACAGCGGCCGCUCAGGCAGUCGCUCUGAAGGAUGAAGGAAACAAAGCUUUUGCUGCACACGACUGGCCUAAGGCGGUGGAAUACUAUUCUAAGGCUAUCGACCUGGACAACAAAGUACCAGCCUACUAUUCGAAUCGAGCACAGGCGCACAUCAGGUCAGAAGCUUAUGGGUACGCGAUAGCAGACGCAACCAAGGCGAUUGAACUGGAUCCUAAUUUCGCAUACUACAGAAGAGGUGUAGCCUAUGCUGCCAUUCUUAGACCCACGGACGCACAGAAGGACCUCCAAGUUGUCGUCAGGAAGGCACCAAACGACAAAGACGCGAAAUUGAAGCUCGCAGAAUGUGCGAGAAUUGUCAAGCGAAAUGCCUUUGAAAAAGCCAUCGAAAUCGGAGAUGAGCCGUCUGCAGCAGAAGGGUUAGACAUUGACUCUAUGUCAAUUGACUCGGCAUAUGAUGGGGUAAAGUUGGAGAAGGAGAUGACGCAAGAAUUCAUCGACGAUAUGAUUGACCGUUUCAAGAACGGCAAGAAGAUACACAAGAAAUACGUUUACCAGAUCAUUAUUGCAGUGAAGAAGAUUGUCUACCAGGAAGCUACAAUGGUAGAAAUGAAGAUACCAGAUGACGCAACUAUGACCGUCUGUGGAGACACACAUGGCCAAUACUUCGAUUUACUCGAGCUUUUCAGGCUGAACGGAUUUCCCACAGAGAAGCACUAUUACCUCUUUAACGGUGAUUUCGUCGAUAGAGGAUCGUGGUCUACAGAAAUCGCUCUUCUUCUUUAUGCUUACAAGUGGCUUCGUCCUGGUUCAUUCUUCAUUAACCGCGGAAAUCAUGAGACAGACGACAUGAACCGUGCAUAUGGAUUCGAAGGAGAAUGCAAGGCCAAGUACAACGAUCGGGUCUUCAAACUCUUCUCGGAGAGUUUCUCUGCUUUGCCAUUAGCAACACUCAUUGGUGAGAAAUACCUGGUACUCCAUGGUGGUCUCUUCUCGGAUGACAAGGUCACGUUGGAUGAUAUUCGCAAACUGAACAGACAUAAUCAACGCCAGCCUGGUCAAUCUGGUCUGAUGAUGGAAAUGCUCUGGACCGACCCGCAAACCGAACCUGGAAGAGGACCAAGCAAGAGAGGUGUUGGUAUGCAAUUUGGUCCGGAUGUGACGAAGAGAUUCUGUGACAAUAACGGCUUGGAUGCAAUUAUUCGUAGUCACGAAGUGAGGAUGGAAGGUUAUGAGGAGGAACAUAAUGGAAAGUGUAUUACGGUUUUCUCCGCUCCUAGAUAUUGUGAUAGCACCGAGAACAAGGGUGCUUACAUCAAUAUCGGUCCAAGUUACAAGCUUGAGUUCCACAAGUUUGAUGCCGUACCACAUCCUAACAUUAAGCCAAUGGCUUAUGCACAAAACAGCCUUAUGUCUAUGACAUAG
Messenger RNA from Glarea lozoyensis ATCC 20868, 1428 nucleotides. RefSeq names its product Metallo-dependent phosphatase. Gene Ontology annotation, molecular function: protein serine/threonine phosphatase activity; protein binding. The record is from RefSeq and is a predicted model, not a curated record. The coding region runs from base 1 to 1428 and encodes 475 amino acids. Gene Ontology annotation, cellular component: nucleus; cytosol. The transcript has 6 exons. Lineage: Eukaryota; Fungi; Ascomycota; Leotiomycetes; Helotiales; Helotiaceae.